Perkinsus marinus ATCC 50983 is the source of this 921-nucleotide messenger RNA. Its product is annotated as RING-H2 zinc finger protein RHA1A, putative. The transcript is spliced from 4 exons. NCBI's taxonomy places the organism in Eukaryota, Perkinsozoa, Perkinsida, Perkinsidae. The coding region runs from base 399 to 716 and encodes 105 amino acids. The record is from RefSeq and is a predicted model, not a curated record.
CUCCAGCGAUUUAUCUAGUACUGCUGUUGAUCCCCAUUGGGUUAGUACUUGCUAUUGUUUUAUUCAAGAGCCGGAAAGAACGUGAAGAUACUGAACGGCCAACAGCACUGAACCUGAGAAUAGGUGAAGCAGUGCAUGCAGGCAGCCCCGUAGCUCCAUCAGCACGGCGAUACGCAGAAGCCAACGCAGUCGUAGAUCUAGAAGCUGGAUUGUCGCCGACUGGCACAGACUCUACACUCACUAGCGGUAUGGAAAUGAUAGUAGGUCAGACGCUCAACCUUUGAAUGGCCAUUGCCUCACACGCACAUGAACUCGUCGAUGCUUGACAGAGAUCCUCGCGAUGGCUACCUAGAGUGUUGAUUGAGUAUUGUUCUCGUUGUUAACGCUCCGUGUGAAUUAUGGGAUACUGUACCAUUUCAUUUCAGCACUCCCUGAGUUCAGUAAGUAAGAUGAAUGAACCCAACGUGAUAGAGUAUUUGCGGUUACACACGUCUCCCGAAGUGGAGAUCCGCACAGACCUCGAGUGUGCUAUUUGUCUAGAGGGCUACAACCCCGUCACUAGGGAGUUCCCUCGAAGUUGGGCCGCUCGGCUAAGGUGUGGCCAUACGUACCAUCAUGACUGCAUCGCGGCGUGGUUGAAAAAAGACGGCUCUUGUCCAUUGUGUCGCCACAAUGUCAGUGGUCGCUCUACUGUCCGAACGUGGUCAUUGACAUGAAAGUUUUGUGGAAGCAUCAGUUGUUGCUUAUUCGAUUUUGAAACGCCUCAAGCGGCAUUAGAAGGAAGCUCCGAAUGGAGUUAGCAUAUAUAAGUUUUCAACAUUUUGUCAACAAGGUUGAUAGUUCCCAAGCUGAGUUUUGUGAAGUACGAUUAUCAUUAUUAUAUUUCUUAGCGUAGUUUAGUACCUUUAGCGCGGUUGGUAG